Molecule: messenger RNA, 111 nt
Organism: Parastagonospora nodorum SN15
Lineage: Eukaryota; Fungi; Ascomycota; Dothideomycetes; Pleosporales; Phaeosphaeriaceae
Exons: 2
Coding region: 1-111 (36 amino acids)
Source: RefSeq, a predicted model, not a curated record
AUGAAUCAACCCCUAACGUAUUACGCACUUGUCGCAUCGUUACGGGAACGGGGCCUUAUCCCGUCACCCAUUAAUGAUAGAGUCAAAUUCACGGUAUUCGCGAAAGAGUGA